This is a messenger RNA of Anopheles marshallii, 873 nucleotides long. RefSeq names its product succinate dehydrogenase [ubiquinone] iron-sulfur subunit, mitochondrial (gene SdhB). The record is from RefSeq and is a predicted model, not a curated record. Gene Ontology annotation, molecular function: 2 iron, 2 sulfur cluster binding; electron transfer activity. Gene Ontology annotation, biological process: tricarboxylic acid cycle; respiratory electron transport chain; aerobic respiration. Gene Ontology annotation, cellular component: mitochondrial membrane. The coding region runs from base 1 to 873 and encodes 290 amino acids. The transcript has 4 exons. Lineage: Eukaryota; Metazoa; Arthropoda; Insecta; Diptera; Culicidae.
AUGGCCGUAAUUGCUGCGGAUCUCAAGUUUCUGCUAGCUUGCCGUGGAACGUUCGGCCAGAUAAGAAACAUUCACCUCGCUGCUGCCAGUAAUGCUGCUGCUAAGAAAGUUAAAAAGUUCCAGAUUUACCGCUGGAAUCCGGAUCAGCCCGAGCAGAAACCGUACAAUCAGACGUAUGAAGUCGACCUGAGUGCCUGUGGGCCGAUGGUGCUGGAUGCGUUAAUUAAGAUUAAGAACGAGAUGGACCCCACGCUGACGUUCCGACGAUCGUGCCGUGAAGGUAUCUGUGGUUCCUGUGCCAUGAACAUCGGUGGCACCAACACGCUAGCCUGCAUCAGCAAAAUCGAUGCGGAUAACUUGGAUAAACCGACCAAGAUCUACCCUCUACCGCAUAUGUACGUGGUAAAGGAUCUGGUGCCAGAUAUGAACAACUUUUACAACCAAUACCGUUCGAUUCAGCCUUGGUUACAGCGCAAGAACGAAAGCUCCGAAAAGAAGGGUGAUGCCCAGUACCUCCAGUCGGUGGAUGAUCGUGCCAAGCUGGACGGUCUGUAUGAAUGCAUUCUGUGCGCGUGUUGUUCCACGUCCUGUCCGUCCUACUGGUGGAACGGUGAUAAGUAUCUUGGACCGGCGGUGCUGAUGCAGGCUUACCGCUGGAUUAUCGAUUCGCGUGACGAAAGCACUGCCGCCCGGUUGGACAACCUAAAGGAUCCGUUCAGUGUGUACCGGUGCCAUACGAUUAUGAACUGCACCCGAACGUGUCCGAAGGGUUUGAAUCCGGGCAAGGCGAUUGCCGAAAUCAAGAAGCUAUUGUCGGGUAUCGCCAAGAAAGACGCACCCGGUCUAGAGACGGCCGCUCUUCACAACAAGUAA